UUGUUCUCAGUGUGGUCGGCUCUAACAGUUCUCAAACAUGAAGAUGAAGAAGAGCAUUUAUACAGUGCUCAGAUUCUUAUUUCUCAUUACAGGCUUCUCUUUGGUAUGCCUGGGAGCCUUCUAUAUAUCUUCCAGCUAUGUGUGUAACUGCAAGAGUGACAGAAUACUGGCCUACUUUCUGCUGCCCAUAGGAUUUAUCCUGCUCCUGACUGGAAUUUUUUGGAGCACUUAUCAUGAGGCAAACCAAAAGAGCCUGUUCCACAGUAUGAUCAGGAGAAUCCAUAGCCAGCAGGAAGUCCAUGUUGAGACAGUAGACAGGCCAGAUUUCUAUCCGCCAUCCUACGACAGUGUAAUUAAUGAAAUUCGGCAGCAGCCAGACUCAGGCUGUGAACUGAGAGUGCUUGAAGAAGGACUCAACAUCCCCCCUCCGCUAUACACAGAGAGUGCAGUGGACAUUGUUGAUGAAGUUUAUACUUGUAAUGAUUCUCCACCCUCAUAUGAGGCAUCGGUGCAGUUGUCUAAUAUUGAAUCCAGCUCCGAGAGAGAACCAGGUUCUAUCGAUGGUGAUAACUCUGAGACAUGUGACUGACUGUAUGCGCUUGAUUAAGACUGUUUGGCAAGCAUGUAGAUUCAAAUGCAACAUGCCUAGCUCGCUGAUAUUAAGGUAGCCCAUCACAGAGGUGCCUGCAAGCAUUUGUGAAAAAAAGGUCGCUUGUGAUGCCCAUUGCAGAACGAGUGAAAGAAAACAGGAUAAGAGAAAAACAUACUGUUUAUAUCAUGUUACAGAUAAAAUUUCCGAUAGCUCAUCGAUCGGUCAAAGUAAGAAGCGGAAUGUUCAUCUUAUCUAACAACUGUCAAUGGUUGUGUGGGCAGUGCAUAGAAAUGCAGGUUGUGGGUCACUGGGGUGGGUCCAGGAAAUUGGACCCACACAGGUUCUACAGCCGUUACUGCGAUUUUUCAUAUAUUUAGUUCUGUUUAUAUUUGUAAAGAUGCUACAAUGCCAACACAAGUAAACAACAAAGGAAAUGUAUUUCUGUAACAGACCUACAGUACAUGCAUACACACAUAUAUGUGCAUAUAUAUAUAUAUAUAUAUAUAUAUAUAAAAUAUGGGAUUGGACACACCUGCUGUGUCGGUAGUGUAAACAUGCAGGGCUAGAUACUGAUGUACCAGUAUUCCAGCAAUACACAUUCUACAUAUCUGGGUUACAGGUUAGUCCUGGAUUUACCCCAAUGGUGCAGAAAUAAAGGAACUGUGUUUCUGAGCCUUUCAUAGUCCAUAACUGCACUUCUUUCAUGGUACAUAUAAUGCAGUGAUCCCCAAUCAGUAGCUUGUGAGCAAUAUAUUGCUAACCAUCUCUUUCAAUGUUGCUCCCAGUGGGAGAGUGGGAAAUUUCUAGCUUGGAGGCAUGUUUUGGAAGCCCAGAGACACAGUUUUACUCCAAGCAGAACCUCCUGUUGUGUAAAGUUUGUCUUUUUGACUGUUUAUGCUCCUGUAUUAGGUGCCUUUAUUUUUCCUGGUUGGAAUUACUCACAUGAUUGUAUGUCCUUGUAUGUAAAUAUUGUAUAAUAUAUUACAUUGUAUUUUUAUACUAAAUAUAUAUUUAUAUUAAAAGUG
Xenopus tropicalis (tropical clawed frog) is the source of this 1617-nucleotide messenger RNA. It is a transcript of the gene tmem252, whose product is annotated as transmembrane protein 252. NCBI's taxonomy places the organism in Eukaryota, Metazoa, Chordata, Amphibia, Anura, Pipidae. The record is from RefSeq and is a predicted model, not a curated record. The coding region runs from base 38 to 589 and encodes 183 amino acids. The transcript is spliced from 2 exons.